Myiozetetes cayanensis is the source of this 5180-nucleotide messenger RNA. RefSeq names its product zinc finger protein 345-like. Bases 651 to 2909 code for a protein of 752 amino acids. The transcript is spliced from 3 exons. Lineage: Eukaryota; Metazoa; Chordata; Aves; Passeriformes; Tyrannidae. The record is from RefSeq and is a predicted model, not a curated record.
CCGAUCCAGCCGCUUUUUUCCAUUCCCCUCGCCCUUCCUGAUUCCCAAAAUUCCCUCUCUGGGCUUCCAAAAGCUUUAUUCCCUCAUUUAUUCCCUGCUCCCUCCCCAUUUCUCCCUCCCACUGCUCCUUCCCCGUUUUCCCUCCUUUUCCAUUAAUUUUUUCCUGUUUUCCCCUUCCUUCCGUCCCAUUUUUUCCCCUUUUACCCAUUUUUCCUUCUCUUUCCAUUUUUUCCUCCCCUGUUUUGCCCAUUUUCCGUUUUUCCCCUUUUUUCCAUUCCUUUCCCCCUUUUUCCUUCCUCCUGUUGCUUUUUAACCCCCCUUUUAAUCCCCUCAUUCCCAUUAAAUCCCUCCACCCCCAUUCCCAAUCCUUAUUUAGGGGGAAAUCAGGAAUUAAGGGGGAAAAUUAGGAAUUGGGGGGGAGGAAUAGGAAUUAAGAGGGAAAAUUAGGAAUAAGAGGGGGAAAUUACGAAUUAAAAGGGAAUCCCUUCCCAAAAAUCCUGGGGGAGGUUGGGUUAUACCCCAAUUUUAGGGUCCCCCCCCUUGUGGACCCCAAAACCUGACCUAGAGCUGUUGGAAUUUCAGGGAUUAGGGGGGAAUCUCUUCCCAAAAAACCUGUCAGCACCAGGACAAGCUUGGAAAACCGGGAUAAGAUGCAGGACAGCUACGAGAGCGUCAUUUCCUUGGCCGAGGAAAUCGCCAUCAGUUGGCCGCGAAUCACCGCCUUCGCCGAGUCCCACCGGAGGAGGGGCCUUGGGGCUGCAGACAACGGUUUGUUGACCGACAACGACGACGAGGAGCCUCCCCCGGGUGAGCUGGAGAAAGUGGACGCCGUGGCCGCCGCGGCCUCAGUGACCAAACCCAAGCCGGCCGCCAACUCCGCCGACACCGAGGGCUCCAAACCCACCGAGGCUUCCCAGAAACCUGACCCCCAGCCCCACAAGGCCGCGGGGAAGCGCCAGAGCAAGUCAGGACCCCAGGGCUUCAAGAAGUUCCCCCCGCGGAGCCUCCUGGGCCACGGGCGGUGCCACGACUGCGGUAAAGCUCUGGCGUUCGGCUCUGCCUUCCCCAAGCGCCGGCGCGGGACAGAACGGCCCCACAAGUGCCCCGAGUGCGGGAAGUGCUUCAGGUUGAGCUCCACCCUCAUCACCCACCAGCGGCGCCACGCCGGCGACAAGCCCUACAAGUGCCCCGAUUGCGGCAAGACCUUCAGCGUGGGCUCGGCCUUCAUCCAGCACCAACGCGUCCACGCCGGCGCCGCGCCCUGCCAGUGCGGCGUCUGCGGCAAGAGCUUCCCGGCCAGCACCAGCCUGGUGAAACACCAGAAGCUCCACCUGGAGGAGAAGCCCUACAAAUGCGGCGACUGCGGCAAGGGCUUCAACUGGAACUCCCACCUGGAGCGGCACCGGCGCAUCCACACCGGCGAGAAGCCCUACGCCUGCCCCGAGUGCGGCAAGAGCUUCAGCUGGAGCUCCCACCUCGACCGGCACCGCCGCACCCACGCCACGGCCCGCGGGGACCCCUCGUGCCGCUGCGCCGACUGCGGCCACCACCCGGAGCCGCCGGAGCGCGGGAAGGGGUCGGCGGCCAAACCAGCGGCCUUGGUCAAGCGCCGGCACGGCGGCGCUGCCGCCAACAAGCCCUACAAGUGCGGGGAGUGCGGGAAGGGCUUCGGCGCCGAUACGGCACUGGCGAAGCACCGUCAGAGCCACACCGGUGCCGCCAAGCCCUACGAGUGCGGCGACUGCGGCAAGAGCUUCGCCUGGAGCUCCCACCUCGACCGGCACCGGCGCAUCCACAUGGGCGAGAAGCCGUUCCGCUGCGGCGACUGCGGCAAGAGCUUCUCGCAGAGCUCCCACCUGGAGCGGCACCAGCGCGUCCACGCCGGCGCCGAGCAGCCGCGCCGCUGCUGCGAGUGCGGCAAGAGCUUCUUGGCCUCGCCCGCCAAGCGCCGGCGGCUCUUGGGCGGCGCCGCUGAGAGACCCUCCAAGUGCGGCGAGUGCGGGAAGAGUUUCCCGUGGGGCCCGCGGGCGGCGCCGGAGCGGAGCCACAAGUGCAGCGAGUGCGGGAAGAGCUUCUCAGCCCGGGCUAAGGAGGGCGCGGUGAGACACCAGGGCACUCAGACUGGCGAGAAACCGUACGCCUGCCCCGAGUGCGGCAAGAGCUUUGGGCAGAACUCGGCGCUGGUGAAGCACCGGCGGAUGCACACGGGGGAGAAGCCCUACGAGUGCGGGGACUGCGGGAAGAGCUUCGGCGUCCGCUCCAACCUCAUCAAGCACCAGCGCACCCACCUCGGGGAGAAGCCCUACAAGUGCCCCGAGUGCGGCAAGGGCUUCAUCCAGAAGUCCGACCUCACCAAGCACCGGCGGAUGCACACCGGGGAGAAGCCCUACGAGUGCAACGUGUGCGGCAAGUGCUUCAGCGUCUCCUCCAACCUCAUCAAGCACCAGCGCAUCCACCUGGGCGAGAAGCCCUACCAGUGCUCCGAGUGCGGCAAGAGCUUCAUCCAGCGCUCCGAGCUCACCAUCCACCAGCGCGUGCACACCGGCGAGAAGCCCUACAAGUGCUCCGAGUGCGGCAAGUGCUUCAGCCGCAGCUCCCACCUCAACCGGCACCAGCGAACCCACGGCGGGGACAAGCCCAAGGCAGUGGCCACCGGCGCUGCCGCCGUGGCCGCCGAGACGCCGCCGCCUCCGCCGGGCUCCGGGGGCUUCCCCGGCGCCGCCUUCCCGGCCCCGGUGGCCUCGCUGGGGUCGUUCCCGGCGUCGCCCUCGGCGCUGCCCGUGCCGGCGCUCUCCGGCCCGGCCCUGGAGCUGCCCUGGGCGCUCUCGUUCCCCGGCCGCGCCUUCGCCCACCCGUCGUUCGCCCCGGCCCCGCCUGCAGGCGCCCAGACCCCCUCGCUCAUCAACUGAGGCUCCCCCACCCACCCCCUGCUCCCAGGGCUCCUCCCAGUGCUCCCAGUGCUCCCAGUGCCCGAUUGGGGCAGAGACCCAGCGUGGGGUCCCGUUGAGUCAUUGUUGAGUCUUGUUGACUCAUCAUUGGGUCUUGUUGACUCAUUGUUGUUGGGUCCCAUUGACUCAUUUUUGGGUCCCAUUGACCAAUCGUUGUUGAGUCUCAUUGACCAGUUGUUGGGUCUUGUUGACUCAUCAAUGUUGGGUCCCAUUGACCAAUCAUUGGGUCCCACUGACCGAUCAUUGGGUCCCACUGACCGAUCAUUGGGUCCCAUUGACCGAUCGUUGGGUCCCAUUGACCGAUCGUUGGGUCCCGUUGACCAGUCGUUGGAGCUUCUUCCAACCUGCAGCCCUUCGACCUUCCAGGCUAAUUAAUGAUGUCAUUAAUUAGGGGAUGGGGAUCUCCCCCUCGUCCUGUGGCUCCGCCCACCUGCCCAGUGCUCCCAGUGCCCAACUGGGGCCAGUUGAACCCCCAUUCCCAGCCCAACCCCCCCCAAACCUGAGUUCCCCUCUCUGGCAUUUCCCAUGGGAUGAAGAACCACACCCAUCCCGGUUUCUCCCUCUGCUCCCACCUCGCAGGAAUUUGGGGAGAAAAACGCUGGAAACGGGAGUUUUCCCACACUUUUGCAUCAUCCUGUGCCCACCCUGGAGCUGCAUGAGGAACUCUGGGAUAUUCCACAUUUCCCUUCUCUCCCUCUUAUCCCACAUUAUCCCAAACGGAGCCAGUUGGGCUUUUCCUGUUUUAAUUUUAACCAUAUUUUUUUUUUCCUUUUUGGAAAAAAGUCACCAUUUUUGGGGCAAAAUCAGUGAUUUAGUGAUGUCGUUUUCCAGGCACUUCAUGGAAUAUUUUGGGAAUUCUGGAUGGGGUUUUUUUCCCUUUUCCAUGUGGACAACUUCUGUGUGUUUGUGGUGAGCUUUUUAUGGAUUUUCCUUAAUUUUUGGGGGUUGUUUUCCGGAUUCUACAUGUUUGGGUACGAGCAGAAAAAGUGGGAAAAGUAGUGCUUUUCUGCUGCCUAAAAUUCUUAUUUCUUCCAGUUUUCUGAGGAAGAAAUGGGAAAUGGAUGAAAACAAAUGAGGAAAAAAAUCAAAACCCUUCAAAAAACCCUAAAAAAGCAAAAAUAUUCACCAAAAAAUGAAGAAAAACAUCAAGAAAUAGAGGGGAAAAAAAAAUAAAGAAUUGAGGUGAAAAAUUACUCUUGUUUUGUCCCAGAAGGGGAUAAAAAUCUGGAAAAAAAAACUUUUGAAAAAAGUCGGGAAUUGCCGAAAUCCUGGGAGUUGGGAGGAGGAUUCGAAGUGGAAAUGAAACGAUGGAGGAGUUUGUGGAGAUGAUCAUGACGCUCAGUUGUUAUGUCAUUAUUGGUUCAACCAUGAUGUCAUGGUUGGCUUGACAAUGAUGUCACUGAUGGUUCAACCAUGACUCAACUGAUGACGUCAUCAGUGACGCAAACGCGACGUCAACAUUGGCUCAAGCAUGAUGUCAUCGGUGGCUCAGCCAUGACAUCAUCAAUGUCUAGGCCAUGACAUCAUUGCCUCAACCAUGUUGUCACAAUUGGCUCAAUUAUGAUGUCAUCCGUUGCCCAGCCAUGACGUCAUCAGUGGCUCAACCAUGACGUCAUUGCUGCUCCCCCCCAUGACGUCAUCACAGGAGAACCCCCUGGACAUUCCCACCAGCUCCAGAUCCCAGAAUUCCCACAGAGCCCCCCCACCUGAUUGGGAAACACUUGAAGGAACCCCAAAAAUCCCACAUUCUUCCCUCAGUUUUGCCCUUGGAGCCUCCAAUUCCCAUGUUAAUUAUGUGUUAAUGAAUAUGCUAAUUAGGAGUAUUGGGGCUCAAUGGCCCCAAUUUGGACCAAAUUAUCCCCAAAAUUCUGGGUAAUUACCCAAAAAUUCCAAGGUUUCUUGGUUUGGGAACCUCCAGAGCCACCACGGGCAGGGCAGGAAGGUCCCGAAAUUCUGGAGGAAGAGGAAGGAACUGGAUGAAACCAAGAACUUCCCUGGGAGCUGGAAUUUUCAGAGGACACGUGACCCCAAAAGGGCCAAAAACGAGCUGAAAAAGUUCCAAAACCAAGGAUAUUUUGGGGGGGAAAUGCCCCCAAACUGUGAUUUCUGUGGGAUUUCGCCCUUUCCUGGUGUUUCCGGUGUCAUUGUGUCGCAGAUUCCAGUUGGUGUCGUUCUCGAUGUUGGGAGUUGCUUCCUUUCCAUGAGUAGUAAUAAAUCAGUUAGUGAUUCCCA